AUGAAUGGUCGUUUGACCAUCGCGGCUCUAACCUCGGUGUCAAGUUGCUCGUACCUCCACGAGUCGGAGCGGACGACAAGCUUACAAGGCCAUCGCGGCGGGAAAGCAGCUCCUGUGGGUGGUAUGAAGGCCAUUCCUGAGGCAAGCCUGGCCAGGGUCAAUGUACCUUCUGCUACUGUAGGAGACGCCCAGGUCAACGCGGAAUAUAUUGCGUACGCCAUCAACUAUCUCUCAGCUCUUUCGGGAACAACGAGACGUAUUGGAGGCGACUCGGCCUUUGUGCCCACGACAAUUGUCUAUUCCUCUUACGACCAAGUUGUGCAACCGCUGAAUGGAAAGCAAGCUUCGGGGAUUCUGCAGAGCUCCCGUAUAGCAGAUGUGUCCAACAACCAUCUCCAGACCCUCUGUCAUGACCGGCCUGGUGGCGGAUUUUACACUCAAGAAGGGGUUCUCUACAGUUCUUUAACAUGGGCACUUGUCGUUGUGAUGCGCUUCGGCAUGGUGGCCCGGGAGACUCAUCUCGGCUCAAUCUCACGAAGGUCUGCGAGCAAUGGCUCCCACCUCAACUGGAUCUAA
Messenger RNA from Aspergillus saccharolyticus JOP 1030-1, 576 nucleotides. Its product is annotated as putative lipase. NCBI's taxonomy places the organism in Eukaryota, Fungi, Ascomycota, Eurotiomycetes, Eurotiales, Aspergillaceae. The transcript has 3 exons. Bases 1 to 576 code for a protein of 191 amino acids. The record is from RefSeq and is a predicted model, not a curated record.